CAGCAGUUCAGGUUGUGGCAUUAAUCCCCUUCCUCUAGCAUUUCCUCCUGUGUUCCUUACAGUGCAUGUAUUAUUUUCUUCCUCCACCCGAUGAUGAUAGCGUCUGUUUUUUUCCGUACUCCGCUAGUAGGUCUACUUUCUCAUCAUCUCGAUCACUGCCUGUGAGCGGCUGGCCGACGCGGGUUUACCUGAUCAAGCCAAUAGGAUGAGCAGGCCUAGUCGGAGCCGGACGCGAGAAGAUACGUGGAAACGAGCGUUAAACAACACCUAGGAUUUUACAGUAGGCAUACGCUAUUGUUCCGUUUAUAGUUUUUAGACAUGGCGAUGGAUUCGCAGAUCGGGGUCGUGUUUAUGAUCAUGAUCUUCCUCCUCUUCAUCAACGCCUGGCUCAUGUUCCAGGUGUAUUUCUAGCGCGCGUAGAGAAGCGCGGUUAACCGUUUUCUAGUUCAUGCCGGAAAGAACCGCUCGACGCUCUUGCGAAGCAUCGAAUCGUUCUCAUGAAGAUAAAAACAUAAAUAGAUGACCCUAUUUUAAAUUCGGCGGUAUUAUGCCGGGGAUUAUAUAUAUGCGUCACGACGCGCCGGUCGCAUUGCGCACCCACUGACGUCAACAAAAGGCAUAUUUCAAGCCUUGAAUGGUAAGCUCAGAUUUACACAAGUCAACAAACAAGCGUCGAGCUGCUCUGCGGACAGAUCCACACACGGUGACUGAACAAGAAUAUGUGGUUUUAAAGAGGACGAUCAUCAGGGUAACGUGAUGAUGGAUGCGAUGGGAUUGCAGUGACGUCACCGUCUCCUCACUCGGCGGUCCCGGAGCUCCUUGGCGGUGGACCUUGAAGACCGAGAAAGCGACAUGUUGGUCCGUUGAGGUCACAUCGAUGUCAUUCUAAAUCGGAACCGUUUCACCGGUGAUCUCCAUCAACAUGGAUCUAACCAGGCUGGCUGUCGACGCGGGUCAGUUUGUCAACCGAGCAGUGCAGUACACGGGAGAGACUCUGGGUCAGGCGGAGCGGACCGAGUUUGACGCUAACUUAGAGGGGCUUCUAGCUCUGGCAGAGACCACCAAGGCAUGGACCGACCUGAUCAUAGCCCAGACGGAGGUCCUACUACAGCCAAACCCCGCUGACCGGUUGGAGGACCGCCUGUACGAGCGUCUGGACUGGAGCGCGCUGCCCCGGCCGCGGGCGCUGGAGCUGCUGGGAGACACCAUGACCCAGGCUGGGGUGGAGGUCGGACCCAGCACCCCCUAUGGGACUUCUCUGGUAAGGUGUGGAGAGGCUCAGAAGCACAUGGGAGAAGCGGAGAGACAGUUUGUCCAGAGCGUCCAUAUCCACUUCCUGUCCCCUCUGCGUAGUUUCUCAGAGGGCGAAUACAGAGCGUUGCAGUAUGAGCGGAGGAUGUUGGUGAACAAGCGGUUGGAUUUGGACAUCGCCAAGACCAGGCUGAGGAAGGCCCACGAGGCUGAGGCGGAGGCCCGGAACCUGAACUCAAACCCGCUGGGCGAUGACUACGUUUCCCAUGUCUCCUUCAUGUUCAGUUUCCUCCGUGUUAAAUGGCUUAAGAUGUGGGCUCAGGAAAUAUCUCAGGCAGAAAUGGAGUUGCGGAUCUGUCAGAGUUUGUUUGAUCGCCAGGCAGAGAUGACCAGACAACUUCUGGAAGGAAUCAGCACCACGCAUAUAGACCAAAUGCGUAGUCUGACUGACUUCGUGGAUGCCCAGGCUGCUUACUACGCCCAGUGCAACCAACACACCCAGGACAUGCAUAAGGAACUGGCCAGCAUCCCUGCGCUCCUCUGUUCAAACAACUGGCAGGCAGCUGCUAACUACUCAACAAACCAGCCAUCAACCAGCAACGACGUAACUAGCGAUCAGUCGGGAUUAGAGCAGGCCAACACGGUCGCCGUGGUAAUCCACCAUCUCCCGAACGCCAACCAGGACCCCACGGUGGAUAACCCUGAAGAGGCCACCUUCAGAUCAUCGGUUGCGAAGCCGCCAUCCAGACAGCCGAACAACAACAACAACAACAACAACAACAACAAUAGUUUGUUGACGCUUACCUCAUCAGUGGAAAGGCAGGCAGCGAAUGGACUGAGUGGUUUGUCUUCUGCGGCCAAAGGUUCCUCUGGAGCAGUUACGGAGCAAGAGCUGCUUGUACCAAACUCAACCGCCACCAAGACAUCCAACUCACUCUCGGAUGAUAGUUCAACUACUGCUCGAGUAUCAAACCUUUCCACCGAGAUCAGAACAGAAACCAGCAGGGACUCACAACCCCAGGAGAAUUCAGUCCUUCCUCCUACUAGCAAUGGAGGACUUGGCGUUCUCCUCUCAACGACAAAUGAGACGCCGGCUCCGAUAUUUGCGGCCAAUGAGAUUCCUAGUGACCCUGAUGUCACGACUGCCAACAACUGUCUCGCACUGAGCGAAACUGGGGCCCCACGUUUGUUACUGAAGUGCGAAAAUGCUGUCGCAACGCAUACUGGCCUUGGUGAAAUGGCGAGCCAGUCCCUGACAACCUGUGGAAUCGCCGAUGAGUCCAAAACAACUGAUCAUGGAUUCUCCACAGUGUGUUUGACGACCGACGAAAAGAUGAACAAAUAGACACUCAGCUUACAGAAAAAGACAGAGUUGUCAUUAAUAAUUGGACAUUGUGAAAACCCAUGUUUUUGAAAGAGGAGGAAAUAUCUUGGGAUAAUGGUCUCCAAACUAAACUCAGACGUGCACUUGGACUGUCGAAUCCUAACUGCCAUUUUGGUGUCACAAAGAAAAAUCAUUUUUUGUUUGAACCAAUCAGUGUUGUUAGAUAUACAAAUGCCUUUGUUGAAAGUAGCAAUUAUAUCCAUAAUAUAGAUGUUAUUUUUUGUCCAGUUUGCCAAGAUAAGCUCUUGUUAAUUUUAGGCCUAUGUGUUCUGGAGAAAUAGUAUAAUUUGAUGCUGCAUAGAAGUGUCUGUAUUUAUAAGUGUUCAUUUAACCAGAUUCUAGUGCAAGAUUAUUAUUAAUUCACCUUAACAUUUUGGUACGUCUAACAUGUUGAAACGAGUAAAUGUUGACUUUGUGUGCCCUCUAGUGGUGGUUAAUGUAAUGUACAUUGGCUGCCCAACAUUGGCGGUAUGAGUUGCUUUGUGUAAACAGAAAAUAUAUCUAACCAAAAAAACACUUUAAAUUGCCAAACAUGAGACCUUA
Gadus morhua (Atlantic cod) is the source of this 3178-nucleotide messenger RNA. RefSeq names its product endophilin-B1. Bases 923 to 2596 code for a protein of 557 amino acids. Gene Ontology annotation, molecular function: protein binding. Gene Ontology annotation, cellular component: cytoplasm. Lineage: Eukaryota; Metazoa; Chordata; Actinopteri; Gadiformes; Gadidae. The transcript is spliced from 10 exons. The record is from RefSeq and is a predicted model, not a curated record.